UGAGAGAAGGAAAAUGAGGACAACAAACAUUGUCAAAAGUGUAAUUUUGGCUCUGGGAAUAGAUGCUUUUCAACCUACUCACCAUGCACACUCUCAAUUCUUCUGAAAUUGAAAUCUCCACCUUCUUCCUGGUUGGAAUCCCAGGAUUGGAACAUAUUCAUGUCUGGAUCUCCAUCCCUAUCUGCCUCAUGUACCUAGUGGCCAUUCUGGGCAAUUGCGCCAUCCUCUUUGUGAUCAGAACAGAGCCCUCACUCCAUGCACCCAUGUACUAUUUCCUUUCCAUGUUGGCCGUCUCUGACCUGGGCCUAUCCCUCUCCUCCCUCCCGACUAUGCUAAGGGUCUUCUUGUUCAAUGCCACAGGAAUUUCUCCAAAUGCCUGCUUUGCUCAAGAAUUCUUCAUCCAUGGAUUCACAGAUAUGGAAUCCUCAGUUCUUCUGCUCAUGUCCUUUGACCGCUUUUUAGCCAUACACAACCCUCUGAGAUACAGCUCUAUCCUGACCAGUGCUAGAGUUGCCAAAAUAGGUCUGGUAUUUCUCAUUAAAAGUAUAUUCUUAGUGCUUCCAUUUCCUUUCACUCUGAAAAGGUUGACAUAUUGUAGGAAAAGCCUACUUUCUCACUCCUAUUGUCUCCAUCAGGAUGUCAUGAAGCUGGCCUGCUCUGACAACACAGUCAACUUUUUCUAUGGUUUCUUUGUUGCCCUCUGUGUGAUAGCAGACAGUGUGUUCAUUGCUGUGUCCUAUGUGUUCAUCCUAAAGACUGUGAUGGGAAUUGGAUCCCAUAAGGAGAGGUUCAAGGCCCUCAAUACCUGUGUCUCCCACAUCUGUGCUGUGCUUAUAUUCUAUGUGCCCAUUAUUGCUUUGGCCUCCAUCCAUCGGUUUGGCAAGCACAAAUCCCUAAUGGCCAUGAUCCUCAUUGCUAACAUUUUCUUGCUAGUGCCACCUUUGAUGAACCCCAUUGUAUAUUGUGUGAAGACACAGCAAAUUCGUGAAAAGUUUCUGGGGAAAUUGGGUCUAAGAUAAAGAUAUGGGAAAAAAGGAGAGCAGGGUGAGCACUAUCUAUGCAAAGUGUUAUGGAGAAGUGAUGGUUAUCUGCCUUAAUCAUCCUUACAAUUGGUACAGCAUAUGGGCUGGAGUACUGUAUCGGCUCUGAGGUCUCUAAAUUUAGGACUGAUAUAGGAAUAAAAAAAAUAUAUAGACAGAUAUUUAUUGGACAGUUACACAAUGUUAUUAAAAUCAUGAAUCAACACAUUGAUAUGGAAUUUUAAUUACACUGUUUAAUUACACUGUUUACAAGCUCAAAUAGUUAAGAGCUUGGCUGUUAACUGAAAUGUAGGCGGUUCAAACCCACCCAGCGGGGCUGUAGGAGAAAGAUCUAGUGAGCUGCUUCCAUAAAGAUUACAACCAAGAAAACCCUAUGGGGCAGUUCUACUCUGUCACAUGGGGUCAAUGAACCAAUCUCGAUCCAAUGGCAUCUAACAACACAGCGCAAGGAUAAGUACAUGUGCAGUAGAGAUUCUAUCUCCAUAAAGAAAAUGAAUAUCAAAAGACCUGGAAGUUAAAAGAUGCUACCCCAAUCCAGUUGCUGGUCAUCUUCCAGGUGGCCUCCAGAUAAUAUUUGUUGAGGGGCCUUCAGUGAAUUUUGUGGCAAUUCUUCUGGAUUCACCAUUUAAGUGAAAGAUGUCUAUGGUCAAAUAUGCUUUGGCUUACAAUCAUUUCCCAUUUCCCAUUUCAAAAUGUGAAAAUCAUUUUGUUCACAGAAAGAAACAUUGCCAUAGACCUCUAUAUUUCUUAAUUUCCUUAACAAUCAAAUUGAACAAUAAGUGAUUAUCUCUUUUACCUUAGAACAUU
Messenger RNA from Loxodonta africana (African savanna elephant), 1847 nucleotides. RefSeq names its product olfactory receptor 51A7-like. Gene Ontology annotation, molecular function: G protein-coupled receptor activity; olfactory receptor activity. The coding region runs from base 63 to 1019 and encodes 318 amino acids. NCBI's taxonomy places the organism in Eukaryota, Metazoa, Chordata, Mammalia, Proboscidea, Elephantidae. Gene Ontology annotation, cellular component: plasma membrane. The transcript has a single exon. Gene Ontology annotation, biological process: G protein-coupled receptor signaling pathway. The record is from RefSeq and is a predicted model, not a curated record.